UCGAGCGAGAGCGCAUGCGCGGGACGCUGUUCGAUUCCACCUCUCCUGCCCAAAUGAUAAAUGACCUGGAAGAGAUUGCUGGGAUCUACCGAGAGCUCAGCAAAUUUCCAACUCCCUUGAAAGCUUGCAUCAGACCACAAGUUACAUUAAAAAGUACAGAAAAGUACAGCAUCAUCUCUGCAGAGUGGUCUCAGAGGGAUCUUGAGCAGGCUGAGAGAGUGAAAGCAUUUCAAGAGUACAUUGUCUUCCAUGACGAAACUUCCAUUGUGUGCACUAGCCGUUUAGGAAGUUGCACAGAACGGCAAGAUGGAUUACUGAGUAGAGAUUCACCUUCUGGCACCUUGAAAGCUGUCAUCAGGGAGCAUACUAACAGAAAGCAGGAAAAGCAACAGUAUCUGGAGAUCUGGAACAAAAACUCCAAGGAGAAGAGCAUAAACCUGACUGCACUUGACAAGCAUGGCAAGGUGUAUGAAGAUGAGCAGUUUGGCUGCCUGGAAUGGUCUUACUCUGAAACUUGCAUUUUGUACAUCGCUGAAAAGAAAAGACCCAAGCUUGAAUCCUUCUUCCAGUCUAAACCAGAGCUCAGUGUAAAUGAGGAUGUUGAAGACAACAGAGCAAAAAGUGACCCAAAAUCUGAGAAAAGUAGUCAGUUUGAAUAUUGGGAGGAUUGGGGUGAAGGGUUGGCAAACAAGAGUACUCCAGUCCUCUGUGUCUUAAACAUCCGGAGUGGAAACAUCUCAGUACGGGAUGAGGUGCCUGAGCAUAUUUCUCCUGGAGAGGCAAUCUGGGCUCCUAAGGAUGCUGGAGUUAUCUUUGUUGGCCGUUGUCACGUGCCUUGGCGAUUGGGUCUCAAAUACUGCACCAAUCGGAAAUCAGCUCUGUACUGUGUGGACUUAGCAAGGAAUGAAUGUGUGCAGAUUUCUUCUGGAAUAAAUUCUGUACAUUCUCCACGCCUUAGUCCUGACCAGCACCAUCUGAUUUAUCUGGAAGGUGGCAACAUUAAGACUCAUCAUCAGUGCUACAGCCUGUCCUUGUAUAAUUUGGAUAAAAAAGUGACAUCAACUGUGGUAAAGAUUGUGGAUUAUCCAACAAUAGAUGGAUUUACUGGCAUUUACUCUUCAUCACUGGCACGAAAAUGUUGGGCAACUGAUAGCCAGCGAGUCCUCAUUGACACACCACAGAGAAGCAGGAAGGAUCUAAUUGUAGUGAACAUUGCAAAAGAAAUUGUAACAUCCCUCACUGCUGGUUCCGAAAUGGGGAGUUGGACACUACUGGAUGUUCACCAGGACCUAAUUGUGGUCAGCUGCUCAUCCCCUAAAUGUCCACCUUUUUUGCAGGUGGGUUUCCUGCCACCUGCAGGACAGGAGCAAGAGAUUGUCUGGAUGCCUCUAGAUGCACCUGAACCACUGCAAGACAUAGAGUGGAAAAUCCUGACUUUUACACCUCCUCUUAAGCAAGAGAAUCCAAAGUUUCGGAGACUUCUCUUUGAGGGUAUUUUGCUUGCUCCUGUGCGGGGAAAAAAUGGAAAACCUCCGCUUGUUGUAAGUCCACAUGGAGGACCUAACUCUGUCUUCAUUGCAUGUUGGAUGUUGCUGCCCAUUGCCUUUUGUAGGUUAGGAUAUUCAGUGCUGCUUGUGAAUUAUAGAGGAUCUUGUGGCUUUGGACAAGGCAGUAUUUGGUCACUACUCGGUAAUAUAGGAAGGCAAGACGUGAAAGACGUGCAGUUUGCUGUCGAAAGUGUGUUAAAGGAAGGAUUUGUAAAUUCUGAGAAGAUUUUACUAAUUGGUGGCUCACAUGGAGGAUUUAUUGGUUGUCACCUGAUUGGCCAGUAUCCUGGUUUCUACAAGGCCUUUGCUACUAGGAAUCCUGUCAUCAACCUGGCUUCCAAGCUGGGGACAACAGAUAUUCCUGACCACACUAUGGUGCAAGCUGGCUUUGAGUUUGCCCCAGACCAGUUACCUACUCCCUCUGUGUUGGCAACGUUAUUGAGCAAGUCACCCAUUGUAUCUAUUUCUCAGGCAACAACUCCAGUUUUGAUAAUGUUAGGUGAGAAAGACAAACGGGUUCCCCCUUCACAAGGUCUUCAACUCCACAGUGCGCUGAAAGCCAGAGGGGUUCCUGUACGGUUACUGUGGUACCCUGAUGACAACCAUGCGCUCUCCAACAUUGACACAGAAGCUGAUGUGUUCAUGAAUGUUGCUAUGUGGUUUAACUUUGCACUGAACAGACUGCAGCAGCUUGAGACAACCUAAAGUAUUGAAGUCAGUCCAACCAAGGUCCUAUCUAACUUUAGUUCAAAUUAUUUAAUUUUAUUUGAUGAUCUAAGAGUAUUUUAAGUGCCUUUCCUCUUAGUACGACUGAAGAGUUGUAGGUUGACCUUACUCAGUCAAGCUAUCAUUGCCUCAGUAGUAACUUUCCUGUAAAUUAAUUGUUUUAAUAUCUGACACAUGUCUUUAAGUGAAUUAUGUAAUAUGAAAAUUUUGUGUGAUCAAGGGGGAAUGGCUUAUUACUAGAGACUACCUGUCUUGGUUAAGAUAAUAAAUAGAAAUAUCACUGCUUAUUUAAAUCCAUGGAGUGUAUCACUUUGGGAUAUUUUUGAAGAUUCUCAAGAAGUGGCAAAAUUUAUCUUUCAUCCCUGACCACUCGAACAGCCAUAGCUAUUUGUGGUACCUGAAUACAGAACAGAUGGUAUAUCCAAAUUUCAUUUGUUGAAGAUGGAAUAUUUUGAAAUAUCUUCACAGUAUAAAAGAUGAUGACGUUCUUCCUUUCUUUGUGACUUUAUACAUUCUCAAGAUUUAUAAAUCUACAAGAUAUGUAGAUCCUGCUGGAUUUAGUUAGUCUAUACCACUGUUUAACUUUAUGUUCCACCUGGGAGAAAUAAAGAGUGGCACAGUGGCAUUGCAGCUUCAAUGUCCUGAUCACAACCCUAACCUCCAGUGUUGUCUAUGUGGAGUUGGCUUUCCCUGCAUCUUGCUUCUUCCAGGUGCUUAGAAGCAUUUCUUCAAUAUCUUAAAAUAAAAGCUUCAUAUUGAUAUUGGCAGCCUCAAUUUC
Molecule: messenger RNA, 3051 nt
Organism: Hypanus sabinus (Atlantic stingray)
Lineage: Eukaryota; Metazoa; Chordata; Chondrichthyes; Myliobatiformes; Dasyatidae
Product: acylamino-acid-releasing enzyme-like
Exons: 22
Coding region: 15-2252 (745 amino acids)
Biological process (GO): proteolysis
Molecular function (GO): serine-type endopeptidase activity
Source: RefSeq, a predicted model, not a curated record